AUGGUUGAUGAUGGUGAAAUGAUUGAUGAUGAUUCAAUGCACGAUUAUGAUGAUGAUGAGAUGAUAUAUGGGUAUUUGGUUGAUCAACGGCUACAUGCUUUUGGGACUUUGAAGUGGUUAAGUGUGUCUCAACGAUUACAGUUUCCGUACUUCUUCAGUUUUCACUUCCAUCUUCCUUCUUUCAUCUUCAUGGAAUCUCAAAACGCUUUCUCUCAGUCUGAAGGCUUCGUUAACCUUCUAACUAGCCAGAUACCUCUUGACAAUUACUCGCCUUGUACUGAACUGGGAUCAUCAGACUUUCCUGUGUUUAGUACACAGGGUUCUGAUGAACCUACGGCUAGUAAAGUCAGAAAGCAAUGGACUCCGAAAGAAGACCUGGUUCUCAUAAGUGCAUGGCUCAAUACAAGCAAGGAUCCUAUUGUGGGGAACGAACAGCGGGCUGGUGCAUUCUGGCAGAGGAUUGAAGUCUACUAUAAUGGAAGCGAAGACCUGAUUGGACUACCAAGAAGAGGACACUCACAGUGUAAGCAGCGAUGGGGUCGUCUCAACGACCAGGUGUGCAAGUUUGUUGGUGCAUACGAGGCUGCACAGAAGCAAAGGACAAGCGGCCAAAACGAAAACGACGUCAUGAAGGCAGCCCAUGAGAUAUUCUUCAAUGACUAUCUCAUCAAGUUCACCCUCGAGCAUGCAUGGAGGGAGCUCAGGCAUGACCAAAAAUGGUGCACCACUUUCAAUCCUGCUACCAAGGAUGGUGAGAAGGCCAAACGAAGGAAAGUUGAAGACACGGCUAACUCAUCCACCUCAGUCGCCGAUGAUGUCUUCGUUGAGGCUCGGCCACCUGGUGUCAAGGCGUCCAAGGCGAAAGCAAAAAAGACAGCCGGAGGGAAGGAGGGGACUCACGGGAAAGCACUUGGCCACUUGAUGGAUGCGUCCAAGAACUGGCAAAGAAGAAAUGCUGCCGGGAGAUUUGGUCUAUCUGGCCUUCAGAAGUGUACUGCAGCUAUUCGUAUGAUGGCUUAUGGUACGACAGCUGAUGCGGUUGACGAAUAUCUCCGGCUAGGUGCUAGUACGGCUUUAUUAUGCUUGGAAAAUUUCACGGAGGGAAUAAUAAACUUGUUCGGGGAUGAGUACCUCAGAAGACCCACACCACAAGAUCUCCAACAACUUCUCGAUAUUGGAGAGUCACAGGGUUUUCCCGGAAUGAUAGGAAGCAUCGACUGUAUGCACUGGGAGUGGAAGAAUUGUCCAACCGCAUGGAAAGGACAAUACACACGUGGUUCCGGCAAACCGACAAUCGUCUUAGAGGCAGUAGCUUCAUAUGACUUGUGGAUAUGGCAUGCUUUUUUUGGACCUCCAGGUACGUUAAAUGAUAUUAACGUUCUUGAUCGUUCUCCAGUCUUCGAUGAUAUUUUGCAUGGUCGAGCACCAAAAGUGCAAUAUUAG
Eutrema salsugineum is the source of this 1443-nucleotide messenger RNA. RefSeq lists its product as uncharacterized. The record is from RefSeq and is a predicted model, not a curated record. The transcript is spliced from 5 exons. The coding region runs from base 1 to 1443 and encodes 480 amino acids. Lineage: Eukaryota; Viridiplantae; Streptophyta; Magnoliopsida; Brassicales; Brassicaceae.